AUGUCAUCUCACUCGACUACCCCCGAGCCGUCCAGCGCUGGCGCAGACAGCAAACUCCUUGCACCGGUGCUCGUUGACGCCGCGGUCGUCGACAACUUGAAUGAAGGCGCGCCAGAGGCGAAGCAGAACUUGGCGCUGGUCUUAUAUAACCCUCAGUUCCCCGCCGUGCGCGAGGAAGAACGAACGUUGGCCGUGGAUAGCGAGUCUGUUCUUACCGACAGCAGUCUUAGAGACAGCGAGUCUAUCAUCGCCGGCGGUAGCGGCAGUGGCAACCUGGCGCCCACAGUGACUAGAACUGAUCUGCAGUCUGACCGACGCCGACCUCGCGCAAGCUAG
Peniophora sp. CBMAI 1063 is the source of this 336-nucleotide messenger RNA. The record is from the annotation of a GenBank genome assembly. Lineage: Eukaryota; Fungi; Basidiomycota; Agaricomycetes; Russulales; Peniophoraceae.